This is a messenger RNA of Dromiciops gliroides (monito del monte), 966 nucleotides long. RefSeq lists its product as uncharacterized. The transcript has 3 exons. The coding region runs from base 1 to 966 and encodes 321 amino acids. The record is from RefSeq and is a predicted model, not a curated record. NCBI's taxonomy places the organism in Eukaryota, Metazoa, Chordata, Mammalia, Microbiotheria, Microbiotheriidae.
AUGGCUGCCGCUUGCCCUCCCGCCUCCCGGCGCUACAUUUAUCCGGGCUUCGCGCUCCCAGCGAUAGGCUCGUCCGGCUUCGGGGUGGGGCCGCCUAGUCCCUGUCCCCUUCCUGCCUCGGGGCCGGUGGCCAAUGGGGCUGGGCCCCGAGAGCCGCCUCCCGCCCCUGCCCCUGGACCGCCCCCCUCCUGCUCCCUCCCGCAGCUCUCCGCCCCUCGGGAUCCGAGGGGUGCUCCGGUGCUUCGGCCCCGGUUCCUGGCCGCUCGGGGCCCCCAGGCCAGGUGCGGGGCUGCGUCCUGCCUUCCCCGGGAACCCCAGAAGAGACUGACUAGCCCAGGCUCCCCAGUCCUCGUCCCGAUCCCGGGCUGUGUCCCGAGGGGAAAGCCCAGGAAGGCGAGCGCUCUCCGGAACUCAGUCCUCUCCCUUUCCAGAUGUUUUUUUAUUGAAACCUCUUCCACGGAAAUGCUUGGAAGGGGGGCCAGUUUGGAAAAAGACUCAGGGUCCCCCUCGUCUUUAGAACAAGGAGUCGCUUUCCUGACCAACGCCCCUCUGCAGGGACUUGACAGGUCCUUGGCCGCAUUCCCGGGAGGGCCCUGGUGGCUAUUCAUCGGCCUUGAAACAACGGUGCCCCGCUUAUCCAUCCCGGGAUGUUUGGAUUUAGAACUCCGCAUCUGCGAAACUGACUCAUUGAAAGUUUCCCUCACCUGUGGCCAGGGGGGAAAGUGGACACCUGCCCAUCCUUCUGAAACCCUCACUUCUAGGACAGAGGCGAGAAUUGGAGACAGUACACACAUAUGUGUACAUAUAUAUGUUCUGUCACCAAGCUGUUUUUUAAAUUGUGAACCUAAAGCAGAAACACACCUUCAAAAGAUGGGUGGAGGUGUUUUGCAAACCAUUGAAUUAAACAAAAAACUUCAUCAUCUUUUUCCUCAGAUAGUUGUAAGAGAUUUCAAUUCCAGCUCAUGA